AUGUAAAACAAUCUUGUUUCUAAUUUGAAGGAAAAAAAAAAGAGUGUGUCCUAGAGCCAAAUUCUGGUUCCAUUGUUCAUUGAUCCUAUAAACAUGAGUUACUUAAUCUUUUUGUAUCCAUUUCCUAGCAGAGAAACAGAAUAAAUUCCAAGCUAUAGCACCUAUCUAUAAUGAGUUAGUAUUUGCAAAGCAUUUAAGACAUGCUUGGGCAUAUCGUAGAUGCUCAAUUCUAGAUAUUUGUGUCUUCAUUCACACCCACUACCCUGUGAAACUCUACUCAAUUUCCUCUCUUCACUUUGAUUUCUGAAUCUAAAAUAAGUCUAAUAAAGCUUUACUACCUAGAUUGGAGGGAUGCCAAUCCAGUGAUCUCUGGAUCCAUUUCCUAUGAAACUGUAAUGGCACCUGUGGAUAAUGAGGACAUGCUGAAAUCCUAUACAUCUGCCUAGUACUACGGUGUAGAGAAACUAGUCACCCCUUCCAGCUUGUGUUUUUGCCCAAGUCUGUAGAGGUGCCUGAAAUCUUACUUUGGAAAUCAGUCCUAAAUUAUAGCAAAUGAAACAUCCUCAGAGAGAAGGAAAACAUCAAGUAUGCAGAACUAGAAUCUCUUCCCCUUGUCCUGUGUAUGUAGUUUAUGAAAUUGGUGCGAUGAUACCUUCUUUCCACAAUCUCAAAGAAGUCAGAUUUUUAUCAAUGGGUAUUUCCUCUAGAGCGGAAUCUUUUUCAGAAUGGCACCAUCAGAUCUCUCUCUCUCCUUUUUUCCUUUUUUUUUUUCUUUUACCCUGCCCUGAUGUUUACUUUGUUUUGUUUAAAUAUGUUGUUUUGCUCUGCUGGAGAUUGAGCCCAAAGCCUUGAACAUGCUAGGUACACAUUCUGCUACAUUCCUACCUUUUCAAUUUAGGUCAGUUAAUAAUUCCAAAAUGUCAGAGUCAGAGUCAUCCAGAAUGGAUGCAUUUAGCCACAGAAACCAAUUAGGGUUUGUUCUUUUCUAUAAGGUUUAGUGGAGUAUACAGCUUCUUUGUGUUUUCCUUUUUUGCAAUCAUUCAUCGCUAAAAAUGAAUUAUUGCAAUCAAAAUUCCUCAGAUCUUUGGGUUUAACAGGAUGAUGUCCCAAGUGGUCACUAGGCAGUAUGAUCGCCUUGCCCUGUCUCCUAAGAUUUCUAGGUCUGCCACAUAUAAUCAGAACAGUGUUUUAUCCAGUCCGUGCUGGGUUUCUUUGGUUUUGCUUUUUUGCACAAAAUGAGCAAUGGAGACCAAAUUGAUAGGUAUUUUAGACCUUUAAAGAAAUAUCGAUCCUUGGGAAUCUUUGGUGAAUGACUUUAACCAAGAAGGAACAUUGUGUGCCAAAAUCGUGCCAUGUUCGGCCCAUUUAUUUGGUUGCAAUACCAAAGCAGAAAGGAGUCACUACUCCUGAUUAGAAAGAGACCUGAGGUUGGCCCAUAACUCAGACAGUAAUCAUUGGCACACGGCUGGGGCUGUUUAUUUUGCUGCCCUACAGUAGGUGGACUCCGGGUGUGGUGGGUGUGCUAGCUAAGUACCUGUUUGCAGAACACCCAGGCAGGGCAGAGCUAAAACAGCAGUAAUCUGAAACCAGUCUAGUUGGUUUUCCUCCGUAGCAGUCAGAGAAAAUCUGCAUUCCAGAUGAAACCUGCCGGCUGGCUGAAGGAAAGCAUUUGAAAACAAAAGGCAUUCCAAGGGUAGUAAAUUAACUGCUCUAAGAGUUCUGGGCACUUUGAGAGGAUCUUUUUCUUUACUUCCUGUCUUUGAUUAGGGGUUUGCAGGAGGCUGUUGAUGUGGGCGAAAUGCUGGGUUUGGGGCCUGGCUGGCCAGGCCUCUGAUUAAGAUCUGGGUGGAAAAAAAAGGGCUCACUUCACAAGUCCUUGGGUCAUUUUCUGCUGAUUCACUUUGGAAUCUCUUGGGCUGCACCAGGCGGUGGUUCAAGGCUGUCAGCACAUUUAGGAACCUCAACUUGCUCACCAAUGAGGAAGUUGAAUGUUACCAGGAGAAUCGUAGGCACGGGGCGGAGCUCCUCCUGAAGUCCAGGGCUGGGAUUACGGGACAGACUGACUUUGGCUGCGACAAAAAGCCUUUUGUCCAGGGAGUAAAUACGGAAGUCCAGAAGAGCAGCCUGCCUGCCCAUGUGUAGUAAGGUGUGCGGCCUCAGCUGCUUUGGGGCAUAGAGUUGCCCAGACUUAACAAGUUGCCCUGGGCACGCCGGCAUCGAACAAACCGGAAGGGAGGGCUCUGUGACCUGAAAGAGACCAAGUGUGUUUUCUGAGCUGCUGGAAGCCUGGCUCUCUCCCCGGUCCUGUGGCUCCCUGUCCUGUAAGUCAAGAGCAGAUGGAGCGGAUAAACUGAGCCGAGCAGGGCAGGUAACACAAGGAAGAACUUCUGUCAAGGGCACCGCAGGGACAUGGAGGAGGUUGGAAACUCUCUCAACAGCAGAGAUGUGCUGGAACCAGACAAACCCGAAGCCGGACUUGAGAUGGCUCAGUCGAUCCUGAGUAAAUUCUCUAUGAAAUCCCUGUUUGGAUUUACAAGUAAAUUGGACUCCUUGGAUCCUGAAGAAGAUGCUGUGCUGAAGGCAUUUCGUAGUUUAGAGGUGAAUCCUGCUCCUGAGAGAGACCAUCCCAGCGAAGGCUCAGAUCAGCCCCAGGCAGAGGCUCCAAUUCCACCUGGUGCAGAACAUGAUGGGGAGUCUGCAAGGGCGGAGACAGGUUCGGAGGGAAGUCAGGGGAAAGACAUAGAGGACGCUUCUUCCCCUGGUCAAGAGCUGCUUCCACCUGCCACCGUGAGAGUGGAUAGUGAGGAUGUCAUCUGGGUCCAUGGGACCCUGGUUCACACCACCAGUGAUUCCGACUCUGAAGACGGAGGCCAAGAGGCAGAAGGAGGAAGCGGCCUCGAUAGCCGGGAGUCCACCACUGUUGUUUUAUCUGAACCAUAUCAAGAGCCCAAAGAAAGACCGGGAGAUUCGGGAGAAAAUAAAGACACCGGGGAAACUGAUGAUGCACAACUCUGUGGUGAUUCUCAGAGAACUUUACCUGAGACAAGUAGCACACUGGACCCUGGCGGUGAUGGUAGCCAUCCGGCAGAGCACGGCCACGGGCAGGGCCAGGCUGAAGGAGAAACGUUCCAAAUCCCACCUGCAGCAACAGACCAGACUGUUGGUGCCACUGAGAGUACUGUUUCUAAAAGACAGAGAGAAGCUCCUGGAGAGAAGUCCUUCCAGCUUCCAGCUUUCUUUAGUGGGCUCCGUGUGCUGAAGAAGGGGGCUACAACAGAGGCGGGGGAGACCAUCACUGAAAUCAAACCCAAGGACGGGGACUUGGCUUUGCUCAAGUUGACCCAGCCUGUUCAUAAGUCUCUGGCGCAGGGAGGCCCGCAGACAGUGAAGGGCCAGGGUAGAGCAACUGAUCCGAAGGCCACUCCUACUCUCCUGGAGCAGCUUUCUCAGCUACUCAACAUUGACAUGCCAAGAACUGAACUGAAGGAAGCCGACCCCGACUUCCGUGGGGCAGACGAGAUGGGCUACAGUACUGACCAGGAGAGCCAGAAGAGUUCUGGAGAUGCCCAAGCCCAGGGUGGCCAGGUGAAGUCAAAGCCACCAGAGACUGCCCUGGAGGCCUUUAAGGCCUUAUUCAUCCGUCCCCCUAAAAAGGGGACCACAGCUGACACCUCUGAGCUGGAAGCCCUCAAGCGAAAGAUGAGGCAUGAGAAGGAAUCACUGCGCGCUGUGUUCGAAAGGUCCAAGUCAAGGCCAGCAGACAGCCCCUCUGACCCCAAAAGCCCUGACCAGAGCCCCACAGAGCAGGACGACAGGACUCCUGGCAGACUCCAAGCUGUCUGGCCACCCCCAAAGACAAAGGACACAGAAGAAAAAGUGGGACUGAAGUAUACUGAAGCAGAAUACCAGGCUGCUAUCUUACAUCUGAAGAGGGAGCACAAAGAAGAAAUUGAAAACUUGCAGGCUCAGUUUGAACUUAAGACAUUUCACAUGCGGGGUGAGCAUGCAUUAAUUACAGCAAGACUUGAAGAAACCAUUGAAAAUCUCAAGCAACAGUUAGACCACCGCUGGGGAGGAGGACGUGAAGAGAUGAGAGACGCAUGCAUCUCCACUGAUGACGACGGUCCCCCAAAGGCCUUCAGAAAUGUGUGCAUCCAGACAGACAGAGAGACAUUUCUCAAGACCUGUGAGAGUGAAAACAAGACAGCUAGAAGCAACCAGAUAGUACCCAAGAAGCUGAAUAUCUCAUUAACCCAGCUCUCUCCCACAAAAGACAGCAAAGACAUCCAUGCACCACUUCAGACAGUGGAGGGCAUCUCAUCUAGUCAACAGAAGAUAUCACCUCCACCUCCCACGCCUUCUCUUCCCCCGCCUCCCAUUCCUCCGCCUCCCCCUCUCCCCACUGGACUUGGGCCUUUGCCACCAGCACCACCCAUGUCACCUAUGAGUGCCGGGCCACCACCACCACCUCCUCCACCUCCUCCACCACCUCCCCUGCCUCCAAGUGCUGGGCCUCCCCCACCUCCUCCCCCACCACCACUUCCCAGUGCCCUGGCUCUUCCUAACAGUGGAGGCCUUCCUCCUCCUCCUCUUCCUCCUCCUCCCCCAGGACUUGCACCCCCACCUCCUCCUGGACUGUCCUUUGGACUCAGCUCUUCUUCUAGCCAGUGUCCACGCAAACCAGCCAUUGAGCCCAGCUGUCCCAUGAAGCCUUUGUAUUGGACUAGAAUACAAAUAAAUGAUAAGAGCCAAGAUGCCACACCAACUUUAUGGGACUCCUUAGAAGAACCUCAUAUUAGGGACACCAGUGAAUUUGAAUAUUUAUUCUCCAAAGACACAACUCAACAGAAGAAAAAACCCCUGUCAGAAACCUACGAGAAGAAGAGCAAAGUCAAAAAGAUCAUCAAGUUAUUGGAUGGAAAACGAUCUCAAACUGUGGGAAUCUUGAUAUCUAGUUUACAUUUAGAAAUGAAGGAUAUCCAGCAGGCCAUAUUUAAUGUGGAUGACUCUGUGGUUGACCUGGAGACCCUGGCAGCAUUAUAUGAAAAUCGAGCCCAAGAGGAUGAACUGACUAAAAUAAGAAAGUACUAUGAGACAUCCAAAGAAGAGGAUGUGAAGCUGCUGGACAAACCUGAACAAUUUCUGCAUGAGUUAGCCCAGAUUCCCAAUUUUGCUGAGCGUGCCCAAUGCAUAAUCUUCAGGGCUGUGUUUUCCGAGGGUGUCACUUCCUUACACAGAAAAGUAGAGAUUGUCACACGAGCCUCUAAGGGCUUGCUGCACAUGAAGAGUGUGAAGGACAUCUUAGCUCUCAUUCUGGCUUUUGGAAAUUACAUGAAUGGAGGAAACAGGACUCGAGGGCAAGCAGAUGGAUAUAGUUUAGAAAUUCUACCCAAACUCAAAGACGUCAAAAGUCGGGACAAUGGGAUGAACCUGGUGGACUAUGUCGUGAAGUAUUAUCUGCGGUACUAUGAUCAGGAAGCUGGAACAGACAAGAGUGUUUUCCCACUGCCUGAACCACAAGAUUUCUUUCUGGCCUCCCAAGUCAAGUUCGAAGACCUCAUAAAAGAUUUGAGAAAAUUGAAAAGACAGCUAGAAGCAAGUGAGCAACAGAUGAAGCUGGUGUGCAAGGAGUCCCCAAAGGAGUAUCUGCAGCCUUUCAAGGACAAGCUGGAGGACUUCUUCCAGAAAGCCAAAAAGGAGCAUAAAAUGGAAGAAAGUCACUUGGAAAACGCACAGAAAAGUUUUGAAACAACAGUGGGAUAUUUUGGAAUGAAGCCAAAGACUGGAGAGAAGGAGAUCACCCCCAGCUAUGUGUUUAUGGUGUGGUUUGAGUUCUGCAGUGACUUCAAGACAAUUUGGAAACGGGAGAGUAAGAACAUAUCUAAAGAAAGAUUGAAAAUGGCUCAGGCAUCUGUCAGCAAAUUGACAUCAGAGAAGAAAGUAGAAACAAAGAAAAUUAAUCCCACUGCUAGUCUGAAAGAACGACUUCGCCAGAAGGAAGCUAGUGUGGCCACCAGCUAAGAUGGAAACAGAAGGAAAUUACAGUGCGAGAGGAGGCGGCCCAAUGCUCCUCUAGACAAAAGUGCCAUGGGGAGUUCCUGACAGAUCUGUUACAGAACAUUCGCUUUGCUUAUCUCCUUCUGAGGUCGUCUGCACAGAGUGUCCUGGGCCUUCUUGGAGAAGUCCCUUGUUAAUUCACAGGAACAGUGCAAUGCUAAAUGGGUAAAUUACAGGAAUAUUUAAUUGUUUCUUAAAGGAGUCCAAAGUCCACCCUAUAAAAGAGUCAGGAAAUACACCAAAUUUUUUCACAUUUUGCUUUAUGCUGAAAUUCUAAGCUUUCCAAUGUAUCUAAGCUUUCCAAUGUAUAGCCAUCAUCAUGUUACAAAAGAGGUACAUCUUUUAUGGCAAUGGCCUUGAGGGAACUCAAGCCUUUUACCUUACACACUAUAUAUUUUUUUAUUGGUAUUAAUCUUGUUCAAGUUGUACCACGCUCCUAUGGCAUUUUCAUCAAAAAUGUUGAAACUUACCAGAACUGCUUUUAGAGAUUUAAUACUACGUAUCUCCCAGCCUAGGGAAAUACUUUUUGAUGAUGACAAUGAUAAUAUAAUGAAAAGGAAAGAAAUUGAAAUUUCACAUGGGUGGAGAGAGAGAAAAAUAACUAUAAACCUCAUCUUGGAGACUAGGUUAGGAUGUUGGGAGUGAACAUUAACCGUUGAGAUAGGCCUACUCAGUUAACAUGACUUCCUAUCCAGUAGAGAUUCUGUACCAAUUUUUGGUAUAAACAAGGCAGGACAAAGAACCAUGUGGCUUCAAAUCUGUUGUGGGCAGCAAAUGACUGCUGUGCAGACUUGCAGGUGAGGUCUACAUCGUAUCCCGCCACUUGCAAAUGACUGCCAUGCAGACCUGAAGGUGAGGUCUACAUCGUAUCCCGCCACUUGUAGCUUGGUCCUUUCCACCACUCCCAGAAGUUUCCAGACAGGAGAGCAAACGCUGCUGCCUACCUUUUAUCAUGACCUGGACUCGUAAGCAUGUGAAGGAAAGCAGCCAGUUUGCUGCCUAAAAACAGGAUCAGAAGAAAAUUGUUCUUUACAAUAAGGUGAAAACAGGGUGGUUGUGUUAGUACUGACCUCUGAAUGGACUGUCAGGGACAGAUUGUGUUUUCUAACUCUGGUCCUUAAACCACGGAGAAAAAAAACCCCUGGGACAUUUCCCCCGACAUUUUUCUCCCUAAGCCACACUGCUUGAGCUUCCCUGGGGAGAAAACAAGGAAGAGGACCGGGCUUGAGCUGAGGACUGUGUUGAAGACUGUGUUUUGAAGCCUUGAUGUAAGGAAGGACUGUGCUUUCUUCUCUCGCUGGUGGAGACAGUCUAGAGCUACUCAGAAUCUUGCACCUCUUGUGAUCUGGCUACCUCUGGCUGCCACGUGGGGCCUGCUUCUUGCCCCAGCAACUUUCUAGAACCUUUGAACUUGCCAGAUACCUUAAGUGUCUUCCUGGAAUCUGCCUGCCAGUCAUCAGCCCCCACCCUGACUCAGGGACACUCUGCUAAUAGAUGCAAGCUUAUGAAAGCCGUACCAUACAUAGUCAGAUACAAUGCAAACCUUGUGAAGCACGAGGGACUGGCAUCUACUAAGUCACAGAUGCCAUUUCCAUGCAGGUGCUAAUUGUCUUUCAAUGGCCCAAAGGAAGGAACAUGGUCAGUUGGUUUAUUUUAAUCAAAAUGAAGGGAUGAGACUAAAUAAACAAUCAAAUAAGAAACUUAAUGUGGUUAGGAUGCCUUGGCAUCACUGUUUUUGUUUUAUUGUUGCUUUUUAUGAACUGUUUCUCUUUAUUGUCACUGUAACUAUGAAGAAGAGCAAGGAACUUGACUAUCAAGGCAAAUUCCACUUGCAGACAUCCUGUACUCCAUGGUGCCCCUGUUAGUAUUGAAGUGCAAAAGAAAAGUGUGAUUCUGUCUAUAACACAGGCAUCAUGUCGGCAUUCUGUGAGGUCUGCACAGGCCACCUUUACAUGGGAUGAUUGAGAACAGGAGGCUUUCAGUGGGGGUUGAUGCCACCUCAGGUCUCUAAGUAAGGUGUUCAUGACAUCACUGUCUCUCUGUCCUUCAAGAACACAUCAGAUCCUACAGGCUGCUGGGAAGCAGAUCAUACUAUUGGGGAUGAGGGGGUCAACUUUUUAUUUCCUCAUAUCCUAACUCUAUUUUGUAGUACUAACCCCCCAUUUAAAAAGUCAAAGAUAAAACCAGCUGGGGUAAGGGUGGUGCAGAGAUGGUUCAGGAGUUGAGAGCAGCACAUACUGUUUUCAUAAAUGGCCUGAGUUUGGAUCCCGUUGCACAUGCAGGGUGGCUCACAAUCGCCAUUACUGUCUUGAGAAUCAGACAUCCUCUCUGUCCUCUGUGGACAGAAUACACAGUCAUACACAUACCCACACGCAGACAUACAUACAUGCACAUAAUGCACAUAAUUAGAAAAUAAAAAUAAAUCUUAAAAAAAUAAGUGGGGACAUGAUAUGGCAAGAUAAAUAAAAAAUAGAAAAGUAUACUUUUUUCCCCAAAUAUCUCAUUUUACAAAGUAGUUUAAAUUGUGUUAGAAAUCACUAGUAUGUUUUUCCUUGAUUUUCAUUUUCAUUUUACUUUACCUGUAAUUAUCAAGGGAAAAACAUAGCAAAAGAUGAUGGGAAACAUAUACUUCCACAGAUUUGUAAAUGUAGACAUAAGUUUAUUAUUGAAUCACAAAAACAGGGGCAUUCUAUGAAAUUUGAAGUGUAGGAGUCCUAACUAAGUGUAUGUGAAGUUGAAUGACUGUGAUGGCUUCUGGGCGACAACAAAACUGCCAGCCGUCUGCCUGAGACCGCAGCUUACAUCAGGCCAUUCCUACUACGAAUUUCUAAGAGUCCAGGGUUGUCUUGGGAAACUUAAUCUGGAAAAAGCCAUGUAGAGGCCACAUAGAGAAAGACAUGGCAUUCUAGAGUUGGAUGUGUCUAUGUCCUUCCUCUGAAUUCUCCUAUGGGGAGUUUAGAAGGGAGUGUACUAUCAGAAGACCAUGAAUACCACAAUUCAUUGUUUAACUACUCUGGCUUGAGGGACCCUGCAGGUAAAUAGCAUGACCUGGAUAAAGCAAUAAACUGUCACCCAUGUCAACUACUUCAACCGAAUAAGGAAAUCUACAAUGCAGGUGAAACAAGUCUCUUUCCAAACUGAUAGGAUUGAAAAAAAAUUUACUCUCAGAAAAAGGCAGAUAAUAUCGGCUGCUAGCUGUAGAAAGCUGCUUAGAAGCUAUGACUGAUACAGAAUUGACUUAAAGAAAAGCACCCCCAAAACUCAACUCAGCAGCCCCUUCCCUUUACACUUACACAAGUGUUCUUAAUGUUGGUGGCAUUGAAUCCAGGCACAACCAGGCUCAGUGACACAGCUGUGUGUUACCAAGAGGCACAUUUUGUGUCAUUCCUGCUUCCCGUCAGCUGUUGACACCUUCUAAAGAACCCUCAUGAAUUUCAUCAUUCUUCACUCCCCCUCCACAAGAAUGGGCAAUCUACCAGACUCCAUCAAGAUAAUGCUUUCUGGGGAAGUGAUGAAUUUAAAAGUUUCAGCACAUUUCCCAUGAAGCCAGCUCAGGAGCCUCGUCCGUUCCAGCGCAAUGCCUUGUAUCACAUUUGGGGAAUUUGAAUACUUAACAGCUUACUUGGAUACAUGGAGACGUUAAAACGGUGACGCACUGACUGUGUCUCUUCAGCUGUCAGGUCUCUACCAAAAGAAUAACUAGAAAAGCAAAAGAAGCCAUAUGCUGCACUCAAGUGAAUCUGUCUACCUCCAUCUACACUCUAUCUCUGCCAUUCUCCAAACACCCUAGAGAUGACCAUUGCCAUUGAGGCCUUUUAUUCACUGCUAUUCACUGCUGUUUUCUUUCCUUCGAUCUGUGGCUCACAGGAAGCCUGUGCUUUAUUCCACAUUGUCACCAACUUCAGUUAUUUGUUCCUUUGUUUUGUUUACUUAAGGAACAGAUUAAACCUACAUACUCAAUACACUACAUACCUCAUACAUACUACAAACUCCACCCAUCCUCAGAAAAUUUCCUGACUUUUAGUCCUAUGUAUACAAGGAAUCCCCUGGAGGCUGAUCCAACUACUUCCAUGGUUCCAUGGUAUUUUUCAUAGUUCCUGUGAAACAUGACAGCCCUGGACUGUCAAAACACAAAUGAAUCAGUAGGCUCAGGCAGAAAUGAACAUCUCAACAAUUCGACAGGGAGUAAACAGGCUCUACAACCUUAGGCUUAUAAGCUAGGCUGGGGGUUACCCUAGGGACAUCUUGUGUUCUCCUCCUCUGAAGCCAUAAAAAAGUGUCUUAGAGAGAAUUCUCAUCCCAUAAAUAGUGUGAGUUUCCAAUGAGUUGUGUUUGUAUCAAGUAAGAAAUCAAGUGUAUAUCAGAAGCUGUUUGCCAAAGUCAUGCCUGCUCCCCUCCACUGUUCUCUUCCAGGGUUUUCUUCAACUUCCAUCUUAUAAAGCAAGGUUUUUUUUUCAUUGUUCACCUAAGUUGGUUUCCCAAGUUGAUAUUUCUCAAACAAAAUCCCAGCCCUUUAGACCACUGAGCACUGAGGAAAGUUACUCUGCCUCACCAUAGCAUAGCUGGUAGAUGUUCAGAAAUGAGCAAUUCUGGGAAUUCAUGGGAUAGAUUUUAAUUCUAGUUUCUAACUAUAAGGUGUGAAAAAGAGCAUACAGGCAUACACAAAUUGUACUGCUCUUCCACUGAAGGGCCAAAAAUCAUUUACAAUAUUUAUAUUGUAGGUACGUUUUGUGAACUACAAAUACCUUUUUUUCCUCUUUAAGAGGGAUGUGCUUAUUUCUAUGUUACAUGUAUGAGUGUUUGUCUACAUGUGUGUACCACCUGUGUUCCUGGUGCCUGCAGAAGCUAAAAAGAAGCUGUUAGAUCCCCCUGGAACUGGAGUGACAGACAGUUGUGAGCCACUGUAAGAACAGCAAAUGCUGUUAACUGUUUCUCCAGACCUGCUUUCCUAUCGGCUCUUUAUAGAUAUAAACUAAACUUUUCAUAUCUGACCAUCAGUCUCGCUAGUGGUUCUGCUCAGAGCUUGAAGGCAUUCACUACUGUUGGAAACAAAUUCAUGAGCGAAGAAGAAAGUCUUGAAGUGAUUCUGUCUGCAGUGAUUUAAAUAGGAUUUGUGGGGUCUACCAAAGGCACAGGUUUCUUCUAAAAUCAUUAAUGUUAUAAUUCUACUCUUUUACAACUUCCUGAGACACAAAUACCGUGCUCCUACUGUCCCACUGACCACUGGGUGUGUAAUCUUUGAGGAAUGUGUGAUUUAAGGAAAAAGGAUUUUUCCUUCAAGGGAACAAUCUAAGAUACUCUCUGAAAGGCAGAAAGUUUACAAAUUAGACACUGGAUAAUUUUUUAAGAACCUUUAGUGGAAGCGUGUCAUCCAUUCAUCACAGUCUUUUUCUGCCUUUGAAUUACAUUCCAGACUAGUGUGGGAAGCAGUCUCGCUGGACUUGGAUUUAGCGAUCAUGUUUUUGCCUGGAAAAUAAGCAUUGGCCUGCACAUCUAGAAACCCUCUGAAAUCAGUUAGCAUCCUAAUAUGAGUCAUAUGCUACAGAAAUGUAAGUCACUUGAACUCAUUUAUGGACUGGCUUGGUUUGGUUUCAUUUUCUUAGCACCACCUGGGAUCGUGGAGCCUGCUUCCUAAGAUUCACAUGACAUUGCAGUGUCUCCUUUCUACCUUCGGAGAUCUCAAGCAGGAAACCCAGGAAACAAGGGAGAAGAAAAAGUUAACAUAUCCCGUGCAGUGUUUCUGCCAGCCUUGUCAUGAGACUACCAGAGACAGCUUUUUAAUAGAAGUUUAGGUCAUUUGUAUUAGGCAGAUAGGAGUGUAUCGUGUUGUUAUAGCUCAGUGAUAGACUUUGUGCUGAAAAAGCAGGUACUCCAAUGAAACUGGCCCGUGUUUAGGUUAGUAACUUCCAGCUUCAGCUUCUGCUACAAGUGUGGCUUGCCCAAGACCUUUCUGCUUUCUCUCUGCCUGCUCACAAGCCAUCUCAGCAGCUAGCAUCAUCUCGCUUUCCUGCAUCCCGUGCGUCGGCUUCGGCCUCCACUUCCCUCACACACCACAGCCCCUCUCUGCUGAAGGGACCUUUGCAGCUUCUCCUGGACCCAGCCGCUCUCUACCUCUACAUUGUAGAUACUGAAUGUCCCUCAGGUCUCUCACACCCUGUGCUCCAGCAUUCAGUGUUUGGACAGAGCACAAGUGUCACCAAGAAGCCAGUGUGAGACAUACUGCUGAGAUUGCCUCUUGUUAACGUCACCAUCACUUCAUCACUUAGGCAAAGAGGGGAAAAUCCAUAAAAGAGGUGGAAAAUGCAUUUCUUUCUUCAUUUUGUUCUACUUUAUUAAAAAGGUUGGGUGUUCUAGUUCUUGGUUUCUCACAGAUUUUUAGAUUAUCUAAUUAGAGAGCACUUUUGAUCCAUCACAGCAAAUCACCGGCUAUGACAAAGCGAAAUCUUGGACUCUCAGCUUCCUGCGCCGCUGCACAAAUUGGCCUCUGUGCAAACAUUUUGAAUCCUAAGAUUUCUUACUGCCACUCCAUUCUUACCACUGCUCAUGACUCAAGCAUCUACCACAAUCUGAACUGAGAUGUUGACAUUUUGUGGUUACUUUCAGACUAACAGUAAUUGUCAUGCUCUCAAAAGCUCUCAGAGAGAGUGUAAGCAUGCCCUACAUAGAUGACUACUUUGCCAUAGUAUUCAAAUAGUAGACCCGUUCGUGAGGUCUAACUUUAAGGAAUUUUAACCAAUCACAUAAAGACUGCUUUGGAAAGGACACGGUACUUCAAAGACAUGAAACUUUAUAUUUCAUGCUCUUGGAUGUUUUUAAGCAUAAUAAGCUACCUGGAUUUGGGUACUUUCCCUUUAAGUUAAAAAUAAUCUGUAUUUGUAAUUGCAUAUUUAAUUUUGUCAACCAACACUGAGAAAUGCUCAUGGGUUGAAUCUGUAAAUGUAAUUUGCAACCAAAUGAAGUAUUUAUUUUUAAAAAAGAAAAGGUGAAGGAACCAAUAUUGACUUGUACAUAAUGAAAAUAUGUGUAUAUAUAUUUUUCCUUCUUGAUAUUACUUGAUUAUUAUGUCAAGUGUAUUUUUGUACAUAAUAUAUAUUGGUUAGAAAAAUUUAGACUGUCUAUUGAAAGAAAUUCUAUCUCUGUGAUAAAUUAUAUUUAUCCUAAUCUAUUGAUAUUAAGUCGAUUUGUUUUAAGAGACAGAACGCUAUUUUUUUGAAUUUCCAGAUAAUUGCAUUGACUGCACUACUUGUGAAUACAUUAACGGUAUUUUAAUAAAUCUUGGUUUCAUGCCCA
Molecule: messenger RNA, 13347 nt
Organism: Mesocricetus auratus (golden hamster)
Lineage: Eukaryota; Metazoa; Chordata; Mammalia; Rodentia; Cricetidae
Gene: Fmn1
Product: formin 1
Exons: 17
Coding region: 2410-6021 (1203 amino acids)
Biological process (GO): actin nucleation
Cellular component (GO): endoplasmic reticulum membrane; nucleus; cytoplasm
Molecular function (GO): microtubule binding
Source: RefSeq, a predicted model, not a curated record